Molecule: messenger RNA, 2005 nt
Organism: Glycine soja
Lineage: Eukaryota; Viridiplantae; Streptophyta; Magnoliopsida; Fabales; Fabaceae
Product: probable WRKY transcription factor 4
Exons: 4
Coding region: 107-1678 (523 amino acids)
Biological process (GO): regulation of DNA-templated transcription
Molecular function (GO): DNA-binding transcription factor activity; sequence-specific DNA binding
Source: RefSeq, a predicted model, not a curated record
UAAUAAUAAUAUCGAGUUUGCACGACACCAAGUGGACUUUGUGCUACGAGUGUUGAAGAUAACACGAAACAAAAACCAUCAUUUAGUUGCCAUCCAUCUCCCACCGAUGUCCACUCCCAACACCGAUUCCGGCACGGCGCCGCCACCGCGCCCCACCAUCACGCUCCCUCCGCGCCCCUCCGCCGAGGCCUUCUUCUCCGCCGCCGCCGGCGCCAGCCCCGGCCCCAUGACCCUCGUCUCCAGCUUCUUCGGCUCCGACGCCGCCGCCGACUGCCGCUCCUUCUCUCAGCUCCUCGCUGGUGCCAUGGCCUCCCCGAUGGCCUUCUCCGCCGCUGCCGCAGCCGCCGACAACUCCGGCAAGGACGACGAUGGGCCCCACAAGGGGUUCAAGCAGAGCAGACCCAUGAAUUUGGUCAUUGCUCGUUCCCCUGUCUUCACUGUGCCACCCGGGUUGAGCCCUUCUGGGUUUCUUAACUCCCCUGGCUUCUUUUCCCCUCAGAGCCCCUUUGGGAUGUCCCACCAACAGGCUUUAGCGCAGGUUACAGCUCAAGCUGUCCUAGCUCAAUCCCAUAUGCACAUGCAAGCUGAUUAUCAGAUGCCUGCGGUAACAGCUCCAACCGAACCACCUGUACGGCAGCUGUCUUUUGCUCUAAAUGAAGCUUCGGAGCAGCAAGUGGUAUCAUGUGUAUCAUCUGUAUCAGAACCUAGAAAUGCUCAACUCGAAGCACCGGAACUCUCACAGGCUGAUAAGAAAUAUCAACCAUCAUCCCAGGCCAUUGACAAACCUGCAGAUGAUGGCUACAACUGGCGUAAGUAUGGGCAGAAGCAGGUUAAGGGUAGUGAGUAUCCACGAAGCUAUUACAAGUGCACACAUCUGAAUUGUGUUGUGAAGAAAAAAGUUGAGCGUGCCCCUGAUGGUCACAUAACUGAAAUUAUCUAUAAAGGCCAGCAUAACCAUGAAAAGCCUCAGGCAAAUAGGCGUGCCAAAGAUAAUAGUGAUUCAAAUGGAAAUGUAACUGUUCAGCCCAAAUCUGAGUCAAACUCACAAGGUUGGGUUGGACAAUUAAACAAGUUUAGUGAAAAAAUUCCUGAUUCUUCAGUUGCUAAAAGUGACCAGACCUCCAAUCAAGGGGCUCCUCCUAGGCAACUACUACCUGGGUCAAGUGAGAGUGAGGAAGUGGGUGAUGUAGAUAAUAGGGAAGAGGCAGAUGAUGGCGAGCCAAACCCUAAGAGAAGGAAUACUGAUGUUGGGGUUUCUGAAGUACCUCUGUCUCAGAAGACUGUCACAGAACCCAAAAUCAUCGUGCAAACAAGAAGUGAAGUUGAUCUUUUGGAUGAUGGCUACAGGUGGCGAAAAUAUGGUCAGAAAGUGGUAAAGGGAAACCCUCAUCCAAGGAGUUAUUACAAAUGCACUAGUGCAGGAUGCAACGUGCGCAAGCAUGUUGAGAGAGCUUCAAUGGACCCCAAAGCUGUCAUAACCACGUAUGAGGGUAAACAUAAUCAUGAUGUGCCUGCUGCUAGAAACAGCAGCCACAACACAGCUAGUAGCAAUUCAAUGCCAUUAAAACCACAUAAUGUGGUGCCGGAGAAACAUCCUUUGCUCAAGGAUAUGGAUUUUGGAAGUACUGACCAAAGACCUGUACAUUUGCGUUUGAAAGAAGAGCAAAUCAUAGUAUAAAAGUCUGGUGCCAAGCUCACUUAUUCCACGUCCUAGUACAGAAUGAAGUUGUCUAGAAGAUGAAAUGGAUAAUAUAAUAUGAAGGUGUAGUCACUAGUCAUAGUUGGCAAUGUCUAUUGUUUUCUAGUUUCUUUUGUAUGUAACACCUUCUUUUUGUACAUCUAAAUUAUGGAAUUGGUUGUAUAAGAUGUUGUUUACAGGUAUGAAUAUCAUUUCAACUAAUGUACGAACAUUAUUAUAUAAUAUAAUUUAUAAAUACUCCUUGUAAGUUGUAAGGGCAAUUCUAGAUUACAAAUAAAAUUGAAGAGCUGGCAUCCUACGAUUGAA